GUGUGUCGCAGGAUUUUAAUGUCACACACUCGCCUCUUUAGCCUUUAGCUGGUCGGCUAACCGCCGGUCAUCAACAUGACGCACAUAUUCUGUUAUUAAUCAGAAAUUAAGAAACAUUUAGGGCUGAAUGGGAUAGACGGCAGGUCUUCACCUGUAGCCACAUGAAGCAAGAUGCCCCAGAGCAUCCUCAAGAGCACUCAUUACAUGGAGCUGGGCCGUUAUCAGUACUGGCCCGUGCUCGUGCCGAGAGGAAUCCGACUGUACACCUAUGAACAGAUCCCAGUGUUUCUGAAGGAGAAUCCGUACAUCACAGAUGGAUACAGAGCACACCUGCCAUCCAAACUGUGCCUCAAAAGCAUAUUCAUUCUGUCCAAUGAGACGGUGAACAUCUGGAGUCAUCUGCUGGGGUUCCUGCUGUUCUUCUCGCUGGGAGUGAAUCACAUGGCCACAGUGCUGCCGUCUGCAGGGGCGUCACGAGAGGACUAUGUCAUUUAUUCAAUAGGACUGUUUUGUUUUCAGGUUUGCAUGCUGUGCUCUGUGGGCUAUCACUUGUUCUGUUGUCAUCGCUCGGAGAAGACGUGUCGCCGCUGGCUUGCUCUGGACUAUGCUGGAAUAUCCGUGGGGAUUCUGGGAUGUUAUGUGCCUGGAGUCUUCUAUGCCUUCUACUGCAACAGUUUUUGGAGGCAGGUGUACCUGCUGACGGUGCUGGCUCUCAUCCUGGCUGUGUUUUCAGCUCAGAUUCAUCCGCUCUACCUCACACAGCAGUGGAAGAAACUGCGCUCUCUUAUGUUCUGCUCAGUGGCCGGAUACGGCAUCAUCCCAGCCUGCCACUGGGUCUGGCUCAACGGAGGAUUUGACUCUGAAAUCGUAAAGGUGUUUUUUCCUCGAGUCAUGAUCAUGUAUUUGAUUGCCGCCUCAGCAUUCCUUUUCUACGUCAGUAAAAUCCCAGAACGAUACUUUCCAGGCCAGCUGAACUAUCUUGGAGCCAGUCACCAGCUCUGGCAUGUGCUGGUGGUGGUCAUGUUCUACUGGUGGCACCAAACCGCUGUCUACAUCAUGAAGUACAGACACAAUCAGCCCUGCACAGACUACAGCAGUCAUGGUUAAACACAGUUACACAAUCACCUGAGCCAUUUAUGAUCAACACAUUCAUUCGGUUUUUGUUUGGCAUGUUGAUAAUAGAAUCAAACAAUGAAACUUUAACUCUCAUUUGCCUUUGAACACCCUACUGUACUGGGUUACGUGCAAUCAGUUGAGUUCCUCAGCCUGAACAAAUGUUCCAUACAUAUUCACUGCUGGAUAUCAAGUGUCUUCGUCUGUUACUGCAUGUAUUUUGUUUUCUAUUGAGCAAUUCCCCAUGGUAUCAUUGGGGAUGUCAAACUAUACAUGCUGAUAAUACCUUGCCUAACUUUUCUGGAAUGUCCUUCAUUUAAACGCUCUUAACUAUCACAGAUCUGUGACUGAUGAAUUCUAUGGUAGAGGGUACUUCUGUCAUUUUGUUGUCGUUGUUUUUUUUUUUAUACUUGUUUGGUAAAGGGAGUUGUUUUGAUGAUGUAUUAAACACAUUCGUGUUCAAGUAUAAUUGCAGCACUGGAAAUUGGGCAUUUAAAUGACUAAGAAAGCAUUACUUAAGUACUUUUUGUGAACAAUGGGUCAAAAUCACUAUACUUACACUGAAUUGAUUAUGAACAUAUGUUAUGAACAUAUCAAGGCCUACAAAACCUUUUGCGUGACUUUCUCCAUCUCAUCCUUUUUAAACGUCUGUUGGUGGUUUAAUUUUCUUUAUUUGAUAUGAUGUAAACUGCCUGUCUGAAUGAAUAUCUAUCUGAAUUGUGGAACUGAAUAAAACAAUCUUGUUUGUA
Cyprinus carpio (common carp) is the source of this 1862-nucleotide messenger RNA. It is a transcript of the gene paqr3b, whose product is annotated as progestin and adipoQ receptor family member IIIb. Gene Ontology annotation, molecular function: signaling receptor activity. NCBI's taxonomy places the organism in Eukaryota, Metazoa, Chordata, Actinopteri, Cypriniformes, Cyprinidae. The record is from RefSeq and is a predicted model, not a curated record. Gene Ontology annotation, cellular component: membrane.